Molecule: messenger RNA, 3161 nt
Organism: Engraulis encrasicolus (European anchovy)
Lineage: Eukaryota; Metazoa; Chordata; Actinopteri; Clupeiformes; Engraulidae
Gene: styk1b
Product: serine/threonine/tyrosine kinase 1b
Exons: 10
Coding region: 362-1756 (464 amino acids)
Biological process (GO): protein phosphorylation; cell surface receptor protein tyrosine kinase signaling pathway; positive regulation of kinase activity
Cellular component (GO): signaling receptor complex; plasma membrane
Molecular function (GO): ATP binding; transmembrane receptor protein tyrosine kinase activity
Source: RefSeq, a predicted model, not a curated record
CGGAGCUGCCACACACACAGGCGGGGGAAAACACACACACACACACACACACACACUCAAAGCACACAAACAGCAGCGGUUGACGAAGGAGGAGGAUGAGAUAACUCCACUCUGUGAUUGCUGGCCUCAAACAGAGCAGUGCAGCAAGCAGCGAUAACCAUAACCAGCUGUGUGUUUGUGAGUGGGUGUGCGCUUGUGUGUGUGACUGUGAGAGACAGAGACACUGUGCAGUGUCAUGGCUCCUCAAGCGAGGGAUCUCGGAAGAAGAACCUUAUAGCAACACAUCCAGCGGGACUGGUUUGGAUUACUCAGAAGAGCAGAAGAGGGUUAGAGAUUGGCCUUCUUCACACAAGGAAGCAGGAUGUCGUCGGACUCUUUGUGCCAGGAUGGAGACACCCUCUGCACCAUCCGCGUGUACGAGCAGGAGGUGAUUGUGGUGCCCGUGCUGCUGUUGGCAUCGUUCAUUGGCACGCUGGUGCUGCUGCUGCUGCUGCGCUACUGCCCAGAGAGGGUGGACCGCCUGCGGGUCAAAUCGCCCAGCAAGAAUGGCACCCGCUCCAGGAGAAACCUACAGGGCAUCGACGCUCCCCUGGGCAUUAACCCUUUAGAGCACGAGAGCAUCGCUCUGGACCUGCCGUCCUACUCCACCUUCACCCCUCCUCCGUCCUCCUCCAGCGGGGUGUCCAGCAUCUACUCCAGCGGCCGCGGUUCCUUCGGCGCAGACAACGACACGUUCCGUGGCGCCUACGGCCCCGCUCCCGUCCCAGCUCCCGGCCCCGCGUUGGGCACUAUCGGUAGGGGCCCCGAGCCCCGGCAGCGGCUGCCAGAGAAGUUCAAGCUGGUCACGCCACUGCCCACGUCCUACUCGCUCAAGUCGGACGGCACGGUGUCGCUGUACCGCGCGCGCAUGGACAACCGCAACGUGGUGAUGCGGGUACUCAAAGACUCUGCCAGUGCCACAGAGUGCCAGUCCUUCCUGGGCUUUGCUUCCUUCCUGUCCCAGCUGGGGCCACACCCCUUCCUGCCGGAGCUACUGGGCGUGGUCUCCCUGCGCGCGCCACUCAUCACCGUCGUCGAGGAGAUGGAGAACCGGGACAUGCUGGGCUUCCUGUGGAGGUGCAGGCAGGAGAAUCUGAGCCUGGAUGCCAUCUGUGAGAUGACAGAGAAGCGCAUCUUCACCAUGGCCCUGCAUGUGGCCUCUGCCCUGGAGUACCUUCACAGCAAAGAGCUCGUGCACGGCAACGUAAAGGCCCGUAGUGUGCUGGUCAGCCGUCAGUUCACGGCCAAACUCUGGGGUCUGGGCGGCGUGUACGCCAGGGGGGCCGGGACUACAGGGGGCUCUAAUCCAGACGACCCCGGCAAGAAGAAGUGGCAGGCGCCAGAGCUGCUGGUCAGAAAACCCAUAACUCAGAAGAGUGAUGUUUGGUCUUUCGGGCUGAUGCUGUACGAGAUGGCAACAUUAGGGGAGGCUCCGUUUGCUGAGGUGCCAGUUACUGAGCUGCUUCAGUAUCACCAGAGAGGCAAAACCAUCAGGAAGCCCCCCAACUGCUCCAAUGCACUUUACUCCAUCAUCAAAGCCUGCUGCCAGUGGAAAGAGCAGGACCGCGUCUCAUUGGCCGAAGUGAGCCGCAAGCUCCAAUCGGGAGAGAAGAGUGCCAACGACAAGACAGUCAUCCGUGUGCCUGAGCCAAUGAACAUCGAGCGCUAUCUCCAGGAGGCGGGAUAUGGGGACUCCAAUAGCUACACAGUCUUCUAAAGAGCCCACCAUGAGGAACCACACAGUACACAUGCAGGCAGUGGGCAGUUUUUCCCCUUUGGUGACAACCCUAACAUAUGACAAAGUCCCAUCACAACACUCCCUUAAGGAAAUCUGCAACCAAAAAAUGUUUGCUUCUUACUUUUGUUCAAUAUGUGUAUCUAAAACUACCUAGAACACUACUUUAUCAUGCUUUAUCACUGUGUCAACAUUUUACCUGCAGGGCCAUCUGGCAGCAUGUUGUUCACGACUCCAAAUACAGAAGCACUACUGCAUCAUGCAUUAAUUACACUGUCAGGCAGUCGCUUCUAAUGGUGUUCUGCAUAAUUUUGCAGAUAUAUGAUAAUAUCCACCAUAAUUAACUGUCAUUUUUUCUAUUAAUGAUGUUAAUUCAAUUGAAAAUUCACUACAAAUACUGUAUACCGAAUGCAGAGUUUAUUAAAGUCCGUAGGCAAACAGAGGUUUUGCCCGAGAUCAAAUUCUGUGGAAAAAAGUGCACACAUAAAAGCGUUAAAACUUGAAGGUGCAAAGCACUAUAAUAGUUGUAAAUAUAUGUUUAAUACAUCUUGUUUAUUUACAUAGAUACAAUGAGUAAUAUAUACAAUGAUUGAAAAUCAGUCUAAUUUAUAAUGUCUUGUCAAUAGGAUGAUGGGAUAAGCAGUGGGACCACUGUAGUUUACAACAGGAGAUGUAGCCAAGUCAUGUCUGCUGUCAGACUUUACAAGUGAAGUCUGUGUUCAUUUUUUUAUUGUAUUGAGUUUUCUAAAUAGCCCAAACAAGAUCUUGCAUUAACGGUUGAGUGGAUGGUUAUUGGCUCGAUGUCAAGGUAUACCCUGAUAUCGAUUGGUUAGAAAAGAAGACAUCUUGCUGAUAAUUAGUUUGAUUGGAAGAGGAGGGACAUAGUCAGGAUGUAGAUUAUGACGACGUGAAAACAGACGUUGACCUUGUGAACCUGUUCAUUUUCAUCACAAACACACCUAGACUACCAUGACUGCACUGUAGCCACCCUCUUUAAAAAGCCGAUUUUGUAGACAUGGAUUUAAGGACGGUGGGGGUGUGGUGGCAGGUUUUGUUAGUUGUUUUUGUUAAAAGAGUAAGCUCUUAAAGCCCCUCAUAAAAGACUUCUGGCUUGGUUAAACGUGGAGAAAUAAGCUGCAAGGAUCAUUGAUUAAGUUGACCAUAAAUCUUUGAGUUCAACCACCUGCAUUAGUAAAUGUUGAAGCUUCUUGCAAUACUGACAAGGGCUUUAAUACAUUUACCUGAUGGAGCAAUGAAGUAGAGAUGGCAGAUGUAUGCAUGUCUGUAUAUGGCUCCUUGUUAUGCAAAGUGAUGACACACAACCCUCAAUGUGAUGAACCUUUGUGUCAUUUUUUCUUGCCAAUUUCCAAUAAAUCUUUGACUUGUC